This is a messenger RNA of Mauremys mutica (yellowpond turtle), 3217 nucleotides long. It is a transcript of the gene TRAPPC12, whose product is annotated as trafficking protein particle complex subunit 12. The coding region runs from base 211 to 2640 and encodes 809 amino acids. Lineage: Eukaryota; Metazoa; Chordata; Testudines; Geoemydidae. The record is from RefSeq and is a predicted model, not a curated record. Gene Ontology annotation, molecular function: protein binding. The transcript has 13 exons. Gene Ontology annotation, cellular component: TRAPP complex; Golgi apparatus.
CAGCCUGAGCCGGCUCCCCGGUUUCACGCGUUACUCGCUAGCCCAGGGGCCUUUCUGAGCCACUGCGGCAUCCGUUGCUCUUCCCUUCCGGGUGAUGUGACGGCGACGCAGGCGCCGUGGCGACCGUUCCCUGGUUGAUGGCGCAGACGCAGUAGCUGCUGGACCCUUCGGGCGGCGGUGGUGCGAGGCUGCUGCUGCUAAGCAGUCACAAUGGAAAAUAAUCAAUGUAAUGAUGAGGAUGCCAAGAAGAGUGUUUCAAAUGAGGAGGCAUGUGGAAAUGUAGUUCAGCAGAGGGCUCAGGAAGAACUUCUCUUUCAUGAGGAAACCAUUGAUCUUGGUGGAGAUGAAUUUGAGUCUGAAGGGAAUGAGACCAUCUCGGAGGAUUCCAAUAACUUCAUAGAUAAACUUAAUGAACAUAUGAUGGAGAGCGUCAUUAUUUCUGAUUCUCCAAACAAUAGUGAAGAUGACACCGGUGAACUUGGUUGCCUGCAAGAGAUUGUGGAACAAAUGGAAGUCAAGGACAUUUGUACAACAGAAGGAGAAGUGAGUAAGGAAGAAGCCCUAGGUAGUGACAGUGAAACUGAACAUGAAGAAACACCUAAAGACAUUUCUGAUAUUGGAACAGAUGAUCAGGCAUCUUUAAAGGAAGAGUUGAUUCAAGAAGCAGUGAAAGAUGAACCAAAAGUGGGAGAUGAAGCUCUAGGUGACUCAACGCCAAGUAAUAUUGAGGAAAGUAAAUCUGAGGAGCUAAUAUCAUCACCCCUUGCCAGCAAAUCAUCUCCUGAAGCUGAGCCUAUCCCUGUAUGCACCAUUUUUAGUCAAGCAAACAAUGUUAAUACUCAACCACAGUUGUUCAUACAUGAUGGCUUUGAGCCUCAAAUGGUGAAGUCUCCUAGUUUUAGUAGUGUAAAUGAGGUUCCAGUGAAGUCUCAUCCACAGGUGGUUCAGCCAAGUCCUAGCCUAAGUACAUUUUUUGGUGACCCUGUUAACACUAAUAAUCUAGCUGUUGAGUUUUUUGAUUCAUUUACUACAUCCACUUUUAUUUCUGUCAGUAACCCUAAUGCAAGUUCUUCAAUCCCAGAACAAAUGUCAUCUGUUAGUACAGUUGGAGACAAUUCCAAUGACUCUGCUGACCCUACUUACUCUGUAGGAAAUGGGAGAUCUGAAGCAGGUGGUCCCUCUGCCUCUUUAGAAAUAUCACAAUCUCCUAAACCAUUUUCACAGAUCCAAGCUGUUUUUGCUGGAAGUGAUGACCCAUUUGCUACAGCCUUGAAUAUGAGUGAAUUAGAUAGAAGGAAUGAUGCCUGGAUUCCCAGUGAGGAAACUAGAAAGGUUUUAAUUUCAGUAGCCACUCAGCAAUAUAGUACUCUGUUUAUAGACAAAGAGAAUCUCACCAUGCCUGGAUUAAAGUUUGACAACAUCCAGGGAGAUGCGGUAAAAGACUUAAUGCUCCGUUUCCUGGGUGAGCAAGCAGCAGUGAAGAGACAAGUUUUAAAUGCCAAUUCCGUAGAACAGUCUUUUGUAGGCUUGAAACAGCUAAUUAACAGCAAAAACUGGAGAGCAGCAGUUGACCUGUGUGGACGACUUUUGACUGCCCAUGGUCAAGGCUAUGGCAAAAAUGGGCUACCUACUAAUCAUACAACAGAUUCUUUGCAGCUAUGGUUUGUGAGACUAGCACUGCUGGUGAAGUUGAAUCUUUUCCAAAAUGCAGAAUUGGAAUUUGAACCAUUUGGAAACCUGGACCAACCUGAUCUGUACUAUGAAUAUUACCCUCAUGUAUACCCAGGACGCAAAGGUUCCAUGGUUCCCUUUUCCAUGCGGAUUUUACAUGCUGAACUUGAACAGUACCUAGGAAAUCCCCAGGAGUCACUUGAUAGACUGCACAGCAUGAAAACAAUCUGCACAAAGAUAUUAGAAAAUUUGGAGCAGGGCUUAGCAGAAGAUGGAAGUAUGACUAACAUUACACAAGAGAACCGACAAGCCUCUGUUGAGCUGUGGAGGUCACGUCUGGGCCGGGUGAUGUACUCCAUGGCAAACUGUCUGCUAAUGAUGAAGAUAACUGGGAGCUUACACAAGCCCGCUUCAGGCAGAGCUGAGAAUGAAACACAAGACUAUGUGCUUGCUGUAGAUGCGUAUCACACAGUCAUCAAAUAUUACCCAGAACAGGAACCUCAGCUGUUGAGUGGAAUUGGAAGGAUUUUUCUUCAGAUUGGAGAUAUAAAAACAGCAGAAAAAUAUUUUCAAGAUGUUGAGAAAAUGAGUCAGAAAUGGGAUGGACUACAGUACCAAAUUAUGGUUUUAAUGAACAGAGCAUUUCUCCAUCUUGGUCAGAAUAACUUUGCAGAAGCUCACAGAGCCUUCACGGAAAUUUUAAGGAUUGACCCUGCAAAUGCUGUGGCUAAUAACAAUGCAGCUGUUUGUUUGCUUUAUCUGGGAAAAUUGAAGGAUUCCCUCCGGCAGUUGGAAGGAAUGGUUCAGCAGGACCCUAAACACUACCUACAUGAGAGUGUUCUUUUCAAUUUGACAACUAUGUAUGAAUUGGAGUCAUCCCGCAGUAUGCAGAAGAAGCAAGCACUGCUUGAGGCUGUAGCUGUCAAAGAGGGUGAUAGCUUUAACACUCAGUGUCUCAAGUUAGGAUAGUUUGUUUUCAUCUACCAAUUUUUUUAAUGAAAGACUAAUUUUUAAAAUUGUACAUACUCUCGCUAAUAUGUAAAUGUUCCUCUUAUGAAUGAAAUGAAAUAAAAUCUCUUUAAUUAUGAACAUAUGGCAGAAUUACUACACUAUCUACAUGGUCUGGAACAAUAAUCCUUGCCUGUCACUAUUGGGAUUUUGUGCUGAUCUGUAGCCAGCUUCAUCUCUGCAAGUCUGUUACUAUUUACGGUUAUUCCUAACUGUAGUACCCACAGUCACAUUUACUCAGAUGGAUUCCUUUUUUAGGAGUGACACGUUUGAGCUGACUUUUCUUGAUGGUUGUUAUUGUUGGUUAUUAUUAUAAAUUCUUCAGUGAUUAGGGGAGAAAUAUGACAUUAUCAAGUCUCAUAACAUGGCUAAGGGUUCCAGAGGAUAUCUGUACAAGUAACACUUUUCAGAGUGGUACCCGUGUUAGUCUGUAUCAGCAAAAACAACGAGGAGUUCUUGUGGCACCUUAGAGACUAACAAAUUUAUUUGGGCAUAAGCUUUCGUGGGCUAGAACCCACUUCAUCGGAUGCAUGAAGUG